CAAAUUCUUUUUUUUUUUUCAGAGAGUCGUUACUCUUUAGUUGAAUUUAGUGGCUCAUAGAUUGACUAGGAACACAUUCAUUUCCUUUCUGUGUCUCUUUCGUGGAACAACCAGCAAAGAAAGACCCUUGAAUUCCUUGUAAAUCAAGAUCCGUAGCCAAACCCCACCAAGGGAUAAGGGGAAGACGGUACAUCGUGGUGUUUUAGAGGAUCUGCUGAAUUAUAGUGGAAAGUGUUUUGUUCAGGUUGUUGCUGACUUAGCCGGUAUAUGUAAGUAAAACUACAUAUAUUUGAGACCAUGGCCAAGGGGAAGUAUUCCAAACUUGAUGGGAGGAAGUCAUCAAGCUACUGCUCAGCUGUCACUAUAGUUGGGCUUGUUGCUUUUUUUCUAGUUGGGGGUUGGAUGUUGAUAUCUUCAUCAGUUAAUCCAUUUCGGAAUUCAUAUUUAUCCUCUCAGGAAGCUAAAGAUGGUGUAAAACAAAAUCUACAGGAAAGCUUUUCGAAGCACUUUGAAGACAACUCAGAUGGUCUAACUCAGGAUGGGAAAAAAGAUAACGGCAACGAUGAGCAGAGCAAGUAUUCUGAAAAUAAUACAGAUGAGGACAACAAUGAAGAGAAAUUAGAGACAAAGGGCACUGAUGAGAACAGAGAGUCUGAGAAUUCACACAAUGAAAAUCAGGAAGACAGUCAUUUGAAAGAGAGUACUGACGAGAGAUCUGAGUCCAAGGAGGAGCAGAAGGCAGAAGGGGAAAACGAUGGAAAUAGGGAAGAUGGUGAUUCAAACUCAGAAGGUGGAGAAAUGAAUAAAAGUAGGCAGACAGAUUCAGGUGAGAGCUCAGGUGAAAACAGAUCUGAGUCUGCUGAGGAUGAGAAGAACUUUAAGGACCAAAAUGAUGGUGAAAGUAACACAGGAAGCCAGGAUAAUGAUCAGGCUUCAAAUAAGGUUUCCCCUAAUGAUGGCCAGUCUGAGAAUUUGAGUGAGUCUACCACUCAAAAUGGAGCUUGGUCAAGUCAAGCAGCAGAAUCUGAGAAGGAGAAUUCACAACAAUCUUCGGUAUCCAAGGGCCAAAAGGAAUAUAAUUGGAAAGUCUGUAAGACCACAGCUGGGCCAGACUACAUCCCUUGCCUUGACAAUUGGCAAGCUGUUCGGAAACUUCGAAGUACAGCUCACUAUGAACAUAGAGAGAGGCACUGCCCUGAUGAAGCUCCGACCUGUCUUGUUCCCCUACCUGAAGGAUAUAGGCAAUCCAUAAAGUGGCCUAAAAGCAGGGAUAAGAUAUGGUACAAUAAUGUUCCCCACACCAGGCUUGCAGUAGUUAAGGGGCAUCAAAAUUGGGUGAAAGUUUCUGGUGAAUACCUGACUUUUCCUGGUGGUGGAACUCAGUUCAAGAAUGGUGCUCUUCAUUACAUUGAUUUCAUUCAAAGUUCCGUUCGUGAAAUUGCAUGGGGAAAAAGAAGCCAUGUGAUACUGGAUGUCGGGUGUGGGGUGGCUAGUUUUGGAGGUUAUCUUUUUGAAAGAGAUGUUCUUACAAUGUCAUUUGCUCCUAAAGAUGAACAUGAAGCUCAAGUACAGUUUGCACUUGAACGGGGAAUCCCAGCAAUAUUAUCUGUUAUGGGCACCAAGAGGCUACCUCUCCCCAGUUCAAUCUUUGAUCUUAUUCAUUGUGCACGCUGCAGAGUUCCUUGGCAUAUUGAAGGUGGCAAACUUCUCUUAGAGCUCAAUCGUGUCUUGCGACCUGGUGGUUACUUUGUUUGGUCUGCUACUCCAGUUUACCAGAAGCUUCCAGAAGAUGUUGGCAUUUGGAAAGAGAUGUCCAGGCUUACUAAGAAAAUGUGCUGGGAUUUGGUGACUAUUAAAAAGGACAGAUUGAAUGGUGUUGGUGCUGCGAUAUACCGAAAGCCAAUUUCCAAUGAGUGUUAUGAUAAACGGAAUCGGAAUGAUCCUCCACUUUGUGAAGAAUCUGAUGAUCCUAAUGCUGCCUGGAAUGUACCUCUGCAGGCAUGUAUGCAUAGAGUGCCAGUAGAUUCAUCAGAACGUGGAUCUCGUUGGCCCAAGCAAUGGCCAAAACGGUUGGAGAAAGCUCCUUACUGGUUAAAUUCUCAGGUUGGUGUUUAUGGUAAAGCAGCUCCGGAAGAUUUUGUUGCAGACUACAAGCACUGGAAAGAUGUUGUUGCCAAGUCAUAUUUGAGUGGGGUUGGAAUCAACUGAUCUUAUGAUCUUCUCCAUGCCGACCAUCUAUUCUCUAGCAUCAAAAAGAGGUGCAAUUUAGUUACAUUAUUUGCAGAAGUUGAUAGAAUUCUAAGGCCAGAGGGAAAGUUGAUUGUACGGGACAACGCUGAAACCAUAAAGGAGGUGGAGGGAAUGGCUAAAUCUCUAAGGUGGGAGGUCCGGACAACUUAUUUAGAAGACAAUGAAGGAUUCAUUUGCUUUCACAAGACAUAUUGGCGUCCAAAUGUGACUGAAACAAUAAAAGCAGCCACUGUUUGAAUCAGAAUAGCAGUACUAAGAGAAGUUCUAGCCGUACUGGUGACAAAAACUUGAUAGGUAUUCUUUUAUAUCUCAAGCAUUAAAAUUUUUAGAUUAGUUUUAAAGUGUAACAUUUUAUUGGUUGAUUAUUAUUUGGAUCCCCAUUACGAAGAUUAUUAUCUUUGUAUACUUUGAUUGUAAAAUCAAAUUAUCAUUAUGGAAUGAAAAUUGAAGGCAUUC
Messenger RNA from Rubroshorea leprosula, 2706 nucleotides. The record is from the annotation of a GenBank genome assembly. Lineage: Eukaryota; Viridiplantae; Streptophyta; Magnoliopsida; Malvales; Dipterocarpaceae.